AUGGUUGAUUCCAGAGAUUCGAACUCGGAUAGCUUCGUAACCCGACGUCGCAACACCAAAUCUCUGAAGAGGAAGCAUGACGACGAAGACGACAACAACGGCUAUAUGAAAGAUUUGAUGAGUGGUUCUUUCACUAAAAGACAGCUCAAUGAUAAGGUGGCGAAUUUGAAGAAGAGAUUUAGAAAAAACAAAGCAAGAUCCAACGAUGAUAAAGAAGAGGAAUCUUCGAAAAAGUUCUCAUUUGCCGGAGUGAUGUUAAGAGGAAUCGUAUCAGCAACCUCGUUGUUCUCAUUCUCUAGCAAACUUGUAGUUAAGAAACUCUUCUCGGACAACUGA
Messenger RNA from Microthlaspi erraticum, 336 nucleotides. The record is from the annotation of a GenBank genome assembly. Lineage: Eukaryota; Viridiplantae; Streptophyta; Magnoliopsida; Brassicales; Brassicaceae.